AUGCUUGGUCGUCGAUCAGGAUUUCGAGGAAGAGUGAAUCAGGUGAAUCCUGAAACCAAGCAUCUUCAUUGCAUGCUUCAUAGAUAUGCCCUGGCAUCCAAAACUCUCCCACCUGAUUUAAAAUUAGUCCUGGAUGAUGUUGUGCACAUGGUAAAUGCCAUCAAGUCAAGCGCCCUAAAUACAAGACUGUUUUCCCUUCUGUGCCAAGAGUUUGGAAGUGAUGAAGAAGUGUUGCUCCUUCACACUGAGGUUCGCUGGCUGUCGAGGGGGAAUGUGGUAUCAAGAGUAGAAUCACUAAAGGAGGAGCUCACUGAAUUCUUCAAAUGUGACAACAAGGCAAAGUCACUUGAGUUCACCAAGAAAUUGUCAGACAGCCAGUGGCUUCAGAAGCUGGCCUACCUGAGUGACAUAUUCUUACGCCUCAACUCAUUUAACUUAUCCCUCCAAGGCCGUUUUGCCACAGUGAGUGAUUUCAUGGACAAACUUAGGUCACUGACCAUGAAGCUGGAGCUUUGGGAAGGGAAGGUCAAAGAUGGAAAUCUUAGCAUGUUUGAACACCUUGGUGAGGCACUUGAUAAAAGUCAAAACACUGGAAAACAAGAUGUGAUGCAACUUGUGCAAUCACAUCUAGCUUCUCUGCGGAUGGAGCUGCAGUCUUACUUCCCCGAAUUGAGUGAAUUGGAAUCAAAAUUGAUUAGAAACCCUUUCAUUGUGAAUGUGCACCUUCUCCCAGAUAACAUGCAAGAGGAGUUCUUAGAGUUGGUGAACGACUCUGUUGCAAAAGAUGCAUUUGAAACACUUUCCCUAACCAAAUUCUGGGCUAAAAUGAGUGAGAUUUACCCUGUUGUAUCUAAAGUAGUUCUGAACUCUUUGUUGAUGUUCCCUAGUACUUAUCUGUGUGAGCAAGGAUUUUCAACGCUGUUGAACAUGAAAACCAAACAUCGAUCACGGCUUAAUGUGGAACAUGACCUACGAUUGUGCCUGUCUAAUACUGCUCCUCGAAUUGAGAAACUUGUUUGUAACAGACAGGCACAGCCUUCACACUGA
Portunus trituberculatus (swimming crab) is the source of this 1047-nucleotide messenger RNA. RefSeq names its product zinc finger BED domain-containing protein 5-like. The transcript has a single exon. Lineage: Eukaryota; Metazoa; Arthropoda; Malacostraca; Decapoda; Portunidae. Gene Ontology annotation, molecular function: protein dimerization activity. The record is from RefSeq and is a predicted model, not a curated record. The coding region runs from base 1 to 1047 and encodes 348 amino acids.